GUACACAUUUCGAAGCAGCGAAAAUCUGAAAGAAGAAAUGAACAACAUAAUACUAACGUUGAUAAACAUUGUGUGGCUGUACGAUCAAAAGGAAUCGGUAAAAUUGUAUUGAAGUUUUCUGGACGCAACACCAAGCACAGAUCAGAAUGUCAUUGGAACUCGAUGAAUAAGCAACAAUGAUACGCGUGUAGUGUAUUCUUAACUUUGCAUUAUCCAAAUAUCAUAUUUACUCGUAAUUUUAACGACUUAAUCGAAACAUACAAACUUUUUUUUACGAAAUAUUUCAUAUCUAGCCAUUUUUUUUAGUACAUUCAAUAAAACGCACGAUCAAUGUUUUAAUUAAAUCACAUAAAAAAAUGAUCAUAGUUUCAUUUGGAUUACGACUGAUUUCAUUCAUCAUAACAUGUUUACGUGAUGGUAAAUUAUUAAAAUAAGACAUCAAUGUCGACGUACUGUGUUUUAAAGUGAAGUUAUUUUUUUUUGUUUUAAAAAAAUAAAAUAUAUACAAGAUCGAAAAAUGUGUGUGAAUAUCUAAAAAAAACAACACCGUAAUGAACACGUCUACAGAUGGACUGAAAAAAAGUGUGUUCAGUGCUUUCGGAAAAACUAAUAUGCGUUAGCAAAAUUCUUAUGUGUAGCAAAAUUGACUUCUAAAUGAAAAAUCGGCACUAUACGCUUUUGAGUAUUGAACUCCCGAAAAACUAGAGAAGAGUUUCACCAAAAAAAAAAAGAAAAAAGAAAUCGUUUCUGUUGUGUUUUCAAUGAUAGAAAGUGAAAAAUUCUUCUAUUCGAAAUGAUGCCAAAAAUGGAUAAAUUGCCUCGAGUGCCAGAUGCACAUGGAGAUGUUGUCGACGAGAAGAUUUUUUCCGAUUUAUAUAUACGAACGAGUUGGGUAGACGCCAAUGUUGCACUUGAUCAAAUCGAAAAGGGUAAAGCACGUGGUCGACGUUCAGCACUUUAUAUUCGAUCACUAUUCCAGUCUCAACUUCAAACUCUUGGCGUUUAUAUACAGAAGAAUGCGGGCAAAAUUUUAUUUGUUGCGAUCAUAGUGCUAAGUGCAUUUUGUGUGGGCUUGAAAAGUGCAACAAUACAUUCAAAAGUACAACAGUUGUGGAUACAAGAAGGUGGACGCUUAGAACAAGAGCUGGCAUAUACGCAAAAAAGUUUAGGUGAAAUUGAAACAUCAACGCAUCAAUUACUUAUACAAACUCCUAAAGAUCCAAACGCAUCGGUUCUGCAUCCGCAGGCUUUAUUAACCCAUUUAGAAGUUUUAAAACAGGCAAUGUCCAUUGAAAUUGAAAUGUUCGACAAACCAUGGAGCCUUCGUGACAUGUGUAUUGCGCCAACGGUUCCCGAAGUCGAAUAUGAUUAUAUUGAUCAAAUCUUUGAAAAAUUGAUACCAUGCUCAAUAAUCACGCCGCUUGAUUGUUUUUGGGAAGGUAGCAAAUUGCUUGGACCAAAACAUUCACCAAAAGUUCCUGGCUGGAACGAUACAAUAUAUUGGACAUCAUUGAAUCCACAGAAAAUGUUGUCAACAUUAAAGAAAUCACAUCAGGAUUUUCCAUUCGAUAUAGUUGAUCAAUAUUUAAAACGUGCUGGUAUCACAACUGGAUACACAGAGAAACCAUGCCUUAAUCCAAACGAUACUCUUUGCCCCGAUACGGCACCAAAUAAAAAGAGUAAAUAUCCGGUUGACGUUGGCGCCGAAUUGACGGGUGGUUGCUAUAGCUAUGCGGCAAAGUAUAUGCAUUGGCCGGAAGAAUUAAUCGUUGGCGGUGCCGAACGGAAUCGUACACGUCAUUUGAAACGAGCAAAGGCAUUUCAAACCGUUAUUCAAUUGAUGACUGAACGUGAAAUGUUUGAAAGUUUCAAGGGACAUUGGGAUGUACAUCAUAUUGGAUGGACACAAGAAAAAGCGGCUGCUGUUUUAAAUGCAUGGCAGCGUAAAUUUUCGAAUGAGGUUUCGAAAAUUAUGAAAAACGGAAACCUAUCGCGAUCACAUGAUAUUCUCGCCUUUUCAUCAUCCACGUUGGAUGACAUACUUAGUAAAUAUUCCAAUCCAGAUACGUUGAGCUUGUGUAUUUUUGUUGGUGUCACCAUUGUGUACGCAGUUUUUGCGUCGAUAAGAUACAAAGAUCCAAUUCGUGGACAGGGUGCUGUUGUUAUUGCUGGAGUUUUACUGAUUGCGAUGUCGACGGCGGCUGGUUUGGGUCUUUGUGCAAUGCUUGGACGAGCUUUUAAUGCGGCAACCACUCAGGUCAUUCCAUUUUUGGCCGUUGGAUUGGGUGUAAGUCAUAUAUUUACAUUGACCCAUGCAUAUGCCGAAAGCAAUGCAAACGACCAAACGAAAGAUAUUUUAAAGAAAGCAGGACCCACAAUUUUAUUAAGCGCUAGCACGGCAAUCAUAUCAUUUUUUGCUGCUGCCUUAAUACCAGUGCCAGCUUUAAAAAUAUUCUGUAUCCAAUCGGCCAUCGUAAUGUGCUUUAAUUUGGCUGCAUCGCUAUUAGUAUUUCCGGCUAUGAUAUCGCUCGAUCUUCGUCGUCGACAAUCGGGUCGAAAGGAUUUCUUAUGCUGCUGCUUACCACCAAUGAAACAAACACAAAAUCAACCCGGCAACGGAAAUGGUCGAAUGAAUGGCGCCGAUCAAGGUCUCAUUGCCAGAUACAACGAUAAAAGCAUAUCGUAUUUCUCGUUAUCACAAUUUGCAUACAAAUAUUAUGCAACAUUUAUAACGCAGGGUUCAAUUAAAUUUUUUGGAAUGCUCAUUUUGGCCGGUGUUAUGGGUUACAGUCUUUUUAAUGCGAUGAAAGUUGAAGAUGGACUCGAUUUAUUUGAUCUUGUGCCGAAGAAUACAAAUGAACAUCAAUUUUUGAAUGUACAAAGUAAAAUGUUCAGCUUUUAUAAUAUGUUUGCUGUAACUCAGGGUGACUUUGAAUAUCCAACCAAUCAACGUUUGCUCUACGAUUAUCACGAAGCAUUCGUUCGUGUGCCACAAGUUAUAAAGAAUGAUAAUGGUGGAUUGCCAGACUUUUGGUUGAGCAUGUUUCGAGAUUGGCUGUUAAAUUUACAAAAUGCAUUCGAUCGUGAUUACAAAGAGGGAAAAAUAACGCAAGAGAGAUGGUUUAAAAAUGCAAGCGCCGAUGCGAUUUUGGCAUAUAAACUUCUCGUUCAAACUGGAUAUGUGGACAAUCCAAUUGAUAAAUCAUUGGUGCCAUCAAAUCGUUUGGUUGACAGUGAGGGCAUCAUUAAUCCAAAAGCAUUUUAUAAUUAUUUAUCGGCAUGGGCAUGGAAUGAUGUUUUCUCCUACAGUGCUUCACAGGGUAAACUUCGGCCAGAGCCUCGAGAAUGGAUUCAUUCACCAGCCGAUUAUGAACUGAAAAUUCCCAAAAGUUCGGCACUCACAUACACACAAUUACCAUUUUAUUUACAUGGAUUAAGUGAUACACCAGAGAUUCGAACACUCAUCAGUACAAUCAGAGUUUUAUGUAAACGAUUUGAAAGCCGUGGCCUACCAAAUUAUCCAUCUGGAAUUCCAUUCAUUUUUUGGGAACAAUACAUGGAUUUAAGAAUUUACUUAUCGUUGAUUAUACUGUGUGUAUUAUGUGCAACAUUUAUCUGUGUUGGCAUCUUGAUGCUAUCCGUUUGGGCAGCUGUUUUAAUUGUGUUCAACGCUGUUUUUACGCUCAUUCAAUUGGUUGGCAUCAUGAACUUAAUUGACAUGAAACUAUCGGCGAUACCAGCCGUUAUAAUGGUUCUCAGUGUUGGAUUGUCUGUUAGUUUCACCGUUCACGUUUCACUGGGUUUCAUAACAUCCGUUGGAAAACAUGAUCGUCGCAUACGACUUGCUUUGCAAUCAUCCUUUGCACCGGUUGUGCAUGCAACGCUUACAUCAUUGUUAGCUGUGCUAAUGUUGUCGACAUCACAAUUCGAUUUUAUCGUUCGUCAAUUUUUUUGGCUCCUCCUAGCUGUUAUGAUAAUUGGCAUUGUGAACGGUUUAUUCUUCUAUCCAAUCUUAUUGACUCUAAUUGGUCCAGCGCCGGAACUAAUACCGCUUGGUCAUCCCGAUCGAAUAUCAACACCAUCACCGCCAACAUAUCGACAAAAGCGUACAAAAUCAUACAAUAACAAUCGACAUUCAACAAAUUCGACAUCGUCACGAUCAUACCAAAAGUCACAUCACAAACAACACAAAGACCAAGAGCCAAGUCUAACGACAAUAACCGAAGAACCACAUUCUUGGAAGAGUUCAUCUUCAUCAAUGUCAAUAAAUGGAUACCAUCCGGAGUAUCAGCACAAUACAAAUGCACAAACACACCCGAACAACACAAACAAUAUGUCCGAAUUACAGAGUAUUGUUGUGCAACCAGAGUUCAUUGUUGAAACUUCACAAAAUGGCGGAGACUCAAACACGAUGAAAGUAAAAGCAACUGCAAACAUCAAAGUCGAACUCGUAGCCCCCGGCCGAAUAACAAGAACGUUUAGCCAAUGCUAAAUAGAACGAAACGAAAAUGAAUUUUUUUAUUUUUUAAAUAAAAUUAAAACGAUUUGAGACUGGUUCAAAUGAGAUACUCAGCAACCAAACAUUUUGGAUCCACAAACCAAAAUUACAUAUCCAUUGUGACUAAUAGCCACUUCUUAUUUGAGCAAUUUUCGGAACCAUAUAUACCAAUCAAAGUAUUGCCGCCGCCCCCAAAACUAAAAAAAAGUCGACUACCAAAAGACUAAUAGACGAAUGCAUGUUGAGGUCUUGUUAAUUUUUAAUGAGAUUUUUUGUUUCGAUUUAAGCUAAUUUUUUGAAAGUGUAAUUUAAAAUAGAUAAGUAGAUUGAGGAAAAAACAAACAAACAUAGAAGCCUUUAACACUUUGCUCCUGAUUUCAACGCAAACUACCAAUAUAUAUAUAUAUAUAUUUUUCCCAAUAAAACAACAAAUUGAAUUAGGUUAUUAGGUAUUGUGAUUUAAAAAUUAAGUGGAUACUCUUCUUAGCUUGCAUUUUAGCAUACAGAUGCUGUCCCAGUCUGUAAAUAGAAUGGUGAAAUUACUAUGAUUACGUUUGAUUUAUAUUUAAAUUGCCACUAUAUAGUUAAUUACAAAAAUAAUAAUUGCUAAAUGUAUCAUAUAUAUAUUUUUUUUUCUGUCUGAAUAAUCCAUUAUGUAUUUUCUUUAUAGCUCCAAAGACAGAUUCUUAUUUAUUACACAUGUCGUCAAUAUCUUAAACGUUAUUGUUUGGGGUAACUUUAUAAAUUAUUCAGGUUACCAACGCGACAUAAGUAUAUCUGGAACACACUCAUAAAUCACUUAAAUCAGUUAAAAUGUUUAUUUUGUACACAACAAACUAAAAAAUGAAAAAUUGCCACAUGACAAGUAAAUUAUUUACUAUUAUUACCUAUUAUUAUUUAAUUAAUAAUUUAUUCAAAUUUUACCUAUGAAUGCUUUUAAUGUUUACAAAUCCAAUCGUUUUGAUAAACCGUGUUUAUCAAACGAUCAAAGAUAAACUACUGAAAUUAGAUUUAUGGCAAAUUGAAAUCAGCAACACUUUUUCUUUUUGCAUAAUAUAACAAUAAGCAAAGGUGAAUUAACACUUUUUUCUACCUCAAUUACAUGAAUAAUGUUGAAAAUAAUAAUUGUUAAAAAAAAUCGAAUAAAAUAUUAAAUAUGUGCUGUAGCCUAGGAUUUGUCACUUUAUUUGGGCUAUAGGUAAACAAAAAUUGAUAAAAUAAACAAACAAUAUGGAGCUUUAGUAUACUUCAAUUGAAAAUAGAGAAAGUGAUAAAUUUGCGUUGGAAACUUAACAAACUUAGGAAAUAAGAGAAACAAAACACAUAUAUCCAAUUUGAGAUCUGUCUAUUCGUAUAGCAUUGAAACCGAUUAGAAUAAAUAGAUUUAUUUACAAAAUGAA
Messenger RNA from Contarinia nasturtii (swede midge), 5898 nucleotides. RefSeq names its product protein patched (gene ptc). The transcript has 7 exons. Gene Ontology annotation, biological process: smoothened signaling pathway. The record is from RefSeq and is a predicted model, not a curated record. Gene Ontology annotation, cellular component: plasma membrane. Gene Ontology annotation, molecular function: hedgehog receptor activity; smoothened binding; hedgehog family protein binding. The coding region runs from base 794 to 4492 and encodes 1232 amino acids. Lineage: Eukaryota; Metazoa; Arthropoda; Insecta; Diptera; Cecidomyiidae.